Molecule: messenger RNA, 660 nt
Organism: Cucurbita pepo subsp. pepo (vegetable marrow)
Lineage: Eukaryota; Viridiplantae; Streptophyta; Magnoliopsida; Cucurbitales; Cucurbitaceae
Source: RefSeq, a predicted model, not a curated record
AUGUCGAAAUUGGCUUUGUUGGUUGCCCUUUUUGUUUGGGUUAUGUCCCUUCCCAGCCCUUCCCGAGCUAUCUCCUCAUGCAAUGGUCCAUGUCAAACCCUAAACGAUUGCAAAGGGCGGUUGAUAUGUAUUAACGGCCAAUGCACCGACGAUCCCGACAUUGGAACGCACGUUUGUUCGAGCGGCGGUGGGGGCGGAGGAGGAAAGUUCCCGCCAUCUUCAAGCAACGGUUGCGAGGCAAUUGGGAACUUGCAUUGCAAGGGAAAAUCAUUCCCCCAAUUCAAGUGUUCACCUCGAGUGACUUCCUCGACUCGAGCCAUCCUAACGAACAACGACUUUAGCCGAGGUGGCGACGGUGGGGGACCGUCGGAGUGUGAUGGUAAGUUCCAUCAUAAUUCUCAGCGAAUUGUGGCGUUGUCCACAGGUUGGUAUAAUGGAGGGUCGAGAUGUGGGAAGAAUAUUAGAAUUAGGGCUAGAAAUGGAAGGUCGGUUUUGGCUAAGGUGGUCGACGAGUGUGAUUCUAUUAAUGGAUGUGACAAGGUGCAUGCUCAUCAGCCGCCGUGUCGGAACAAUAUUGUCGAUGGCUCAAACGGAGUUUGGCAUGCUUUGGGACUCGACAUAGAUGUUGGGGAAGAACCUGUCGUCUGGUCGGAUGCUUAA